Messenger RNA from Gongylonema pulchrum, 204 nucleotides. The record is from the annotation of a GenBank genome assembly. NCBI's taxonomy places the organism in Eukaryota, Metazoa, Nematoda, Chromadorea, Rhabditida, Gongylonematidae.
AUGACCGAAGUUUAUGGUUUCUAUAUUCGUCGUGGAGAAAGGCCAGAUAAAUCAGAACCUAGGAAGUACGACGAAGAAGUGGUGGUCGAUUCCGAAUCCGUAAAUCGUCCGAUAACUGAGUUGAAUCUAACGCCUGAAGCUGUGGUUGUUGUUGAUAUUAGCGGCAUUGUGCACAAGGCAAACAAAAAAAGCGACACGGAUUGA